This is a messenger RNA of Synchytrium microbalum, 486 nucleotides long. RefSeq lists its product as uncharacterized. NCBI's taxonomy places the organism in Eukaryota, Fungi, Chytridiomycota, Chytridiomycetes, Synchytriales, Synchytriaceae. The transcript is spliced from 6 exons. The coding region runs from base 1 to 486 and encodes 161 amino acids. The record is from RefSeq and is a predicted model, not a curated record.
AUGACUACUGCCAUAAAGAAAGAAAGUGUAUGGGACUAUCCUCGUCCGCCGGCUAUCGAACCGACAAGACAUCACUUGAAAGUGCUGCUUGAUGGAAUCGUACUAGCUGAUACAACCCAUGCUUACCGUAUAUUGGAAACCUCUCAUCCACCAACCUACUACAUUCCACCUUCUGACGUUAAAAUGGAAUAUUUCAAACAGAACGCACGAUCAACGUUUUGCGAAUGGAAGGGAGCAGCUCGAUACUAUGAUGUUGUGGUGAAUGGCAAGACAAUCAAUUCACGUGUGUGGUUUUACCCACAACCAAGCUCAAAGUAUGCUGCUCUGAAGGAUCACCUUUCAUUUUAUGCCACCCCAUUUGAUUGUUAUGUGGACGAUGAACGUGUUCAAGCUCAAGACGGAGAUUUCUACGGUGGGUGGGUUACUUCCUGGAUUGAUGGUGGCAAGAAGGGAAUGAAGGGAGGGCCAGGUACCUGGGGAUGGUAA